This is a messenger RNA of Phacochoerus africanus (Common warthog), 3693 nucleotides long. It is a transcript of the gene GPHN, whose product is annotated as gephyrin. Gene Ontology annotation, cellular component: cytoplasm; dendrite; postsynaptic membrane. The transcript has 23 exons. The record is from RefSeq and is a predicted model, not a curated record. Gene Ontology annotation, molecular function: molybdopterin molybdotransferase activity. Gene Ontology annotation, biological process: molybdenum incorporation into molybdenum-molybdopterin complex; Mo-molybdopterin cofactor biosynthetic process; establishment of synaptic specificity at neuromuscular junction. Lineage: Eukaryota; Metazoa; Chordata; Mammalia; Artiodactyla; Suidae. The coding region runs from base 506 to 2833 and encodes 775 amino acids.
UCCAGCUCCCAGUACUCCUCUCCCGAGCUCUUCCCCUCCCCUCACUCUCCACGAGUUCCACGAUUCUUGGUGUAGCUCCGCCCCUGUCCCCGGUUCCGCCCCCGCAACCUUAGGAGCAUGUGCUCUUCUUUCCUCUGAAUCUCCUGGUAUCUAGCUGCCCAGGGUCUGGCGCUCCGCGGUGCGGCCCAGGUCUCUCCUGCCUAACUCGGACGCCUCCGCGCGUUCUCCCCGAGCAGCCACCGCGUCCCCCACCCGCAGUUCGCCACCUCCGACCCGGACUCGGGGUCGCGCGCCCCGACUCCGCCCCCUCCGCGAACUCGCGCACUCUGGGCCUUCCGCGCUUGGCCGCUGAGUGUCUGGCCGCCUCCCCCUCCUUCUUUGCUCUCCUCGCGCUCCACGGGCGCUCACACUCUCGCGCUCUCCGAGGCAAGCGCGCUCCCGGCCCGCGCGCUCCGGGCUCCGGCUUCUCCCGGCUCCUGUCAGUGCGGUGACUGCGCUGGGAAACAUGGCGACCGAGGGAAUGAUCCUCACUAACCACGACCAUCAAAUCCGGGUCGGAGUCCUCACAGUGAGUGAUAGUUGCUUCAGGAAUCUUGCAGAAGAUCGCAGUGGAAUAAAUCUCAAAGAUCUCGUACAAGAUCCUUCUUUGUUGGGUGGGACUAUAUCAGCAUACAAGAUAGUACCAGAUGAAAUAGAAGAAAUCAAGGAAACCCUGAUUGAUUGGUGUGAUGAAAAGGAACUUAAUUUGAUAUUAACAACUGGAGGAACAGGAUUUGCACCACGAGAUGUCACUCCAGAGGCCACAAAAGAAGUAAUAGAACGGGAAGCGCCAGGGAUGGCCCUGGCAAUGCUGAUGGGAUCACUUAAUGUUACACCUCUGGGCAUGCUCUCUAGGCCUGUAUGUGGAAUCAGAGGGAAAACUCUCAUAAUUAACUUGCCAGGUAGCAAGAAAGGAUCUCAGGAAUGCUUUCAGUUCAUACUGCCAGCUCUACCUCAUGCCAUUGACCUUUUACGGGAUGCCAUUGUAAAAGUAAAGGAAGUGCAUGAUGAACUUGAAGAUUUACCUUCCCCACCACCACCUCUUUCUCCUCCUCCCACAACUAGCCCCCAUAAACAGACAGAAGACAAAGGGGUUCAAUGUGAGGAAGAGGAAGAAGAGAAGAAAGACAGUGGUGUUGCUUCAACAGAAGACAGUUCUUCAUCACAUAUAACUGCAGCAGCCAUUGCUGCCAAGAAGCAUCCAUUCUACACCAGUCCUGCUGUUAUCAUGGCACACGGUGAGCAGCCCAUCCCUGGUCUCAUCAGUUAUUCCCAUGAUGCAACAGGCAGUGCAGAGGAACCGAUUCCAGACUCCAUCAUUUCUCGUGGCGUUCAGGUGCUCCCACGAGACACAGCCUCCCUCAGCACUACUCCCUCAGAAUCUCCUCGUGCUCAGGCUACAUCUCGCCUUUCUACAGCUUCCUGCCCAACACCAAAAGUCCAGUCCAGGUGCAGCAGCAAGGAGAACAUUCUCAGAGCCAGUCACAGUGCUGUCGAUAUUACCAAGGUGGCUAGAAGACACCGCAUGUCUCCUUUUCCUCUAACAUCAAUGGACAAAGCUUUCAUCACAGUCUUGGAGAUGACUCCGGUGCUUGGGACAGAAAUCAUCAACUACCGAGAUGGAAUGGGGAGAGUCCUUGCUCAAGAUGUGUAUGCGAAAGACAACCUACCCCCGUUCCCAGCAUCAGUAAAAGAUGGUUAUGCUGUUCGAGCUGCUGAUGGCCCAGGAGAUCGUUUCAUCAUUGGGGAAUCCCAAGCUGGUGAACAGCCGACUCAGACAGUAAUGCCAGGACAAGUCAUGCGGGUUACAACAGGUGCUCCAAUCCCCUGCGGUGCUGAUGCAGUAGUGCAAGUGGAAGAUACCGAACUUAUCAGGGAAUCCGCUGCUAUGAUGUACGGCACUGAAGAGCUUGAAGUACGAAUUCUGGUGCAAGCUCGGCCAGGCCAAGAUAUCAGACCCAUUGGCCAUGACAUUAAAAGAGGAGAAUGUGUUUUGGCCAAAGGAACCCACAUGGGCCCCUCAGAGAUUGGUCUUCUGGCAACUGUAGGUGUCACAGAGGUUGAAGUUAAUAAGUUUCCAGUGGUUGCAGUCAUGUCAACAGGAAAUGAGCUACUAAAUCCUGAAGAUGACCUCUUACCAGGAAAGAUUCGAGACAGCAAUCGUUCAACCCUCUUAGCAACAAUUCAGGAACAUGGUUACCCCACAAUCAACUUGGGAAUUGUGGGAGACAACCCAGAUGACUUACUCAAUGCCUUGAAUGAGGGUAUCAGUCGUGCUGAUGUCAUCAUCACAUCCGGAGGUGUGUCCAUGGGGGAAAAGGACUAUCUCAAGCAGGUGCUGGACAUUGAUCUUCAUGCCCAGAUCCAUUUUGGCAGGGUUUUUAUGAAACCAGGUCUGCCAACAACUUUUGCAACUUUGGAUAUUGAUGGUGUAAGAAAAAUAAUCUUUGCACUACCAGGGAAUCCUGUGUCAGCUGUGGUCACCUGCAAUCUCUUUGUUGUGCCUGCACUGAGAAAGAUGCAAGGCAUCUUGGAUCCUCGGCCAACCAUCAUCAAAGCCAGGUUAUCUUGUGAUGUAAAACUGGAUCCUCGCCCAGAAUACCAUCGGUGUAUACUGACUUGGCAUCACCAAGAACCACUGCCUUGGGCACAGAGUACAGGUAAUCAGAUGAGCAGCCGUCUGAUGAGCAUGCGCAGCGCCAAUGGAUUGUUGAUGCUUCCUCCAAAGACAGAGCAGUACGUGGAGCUCCACAAGGGCGAGGUGGUGGAUGUCAUGGUCAUCGGCCGGCUAUGAUGGUCACCGGGGGAGAAAGCUUUGAUGCAUGUCCACAUAUCAUUGACUGUAUCCUGUAAUAUGCAACGGCACAGCUAGUUUUUCUGAUUUGGAUAACAGUUGAUCUGUAUAGUCAACAUCUCGAACUAUAUUUCAAAAGAAUUUAAAUACCUUUUAAAGAAAAAAAAAACACCUAAAAAUGAAUCUUAACAGACAACUCUAUUCUGAUUAUAUCAAAGCAAAUUUUUCCUUUCUCGCAAAUUGCUUUGUGUGUUCAAUGCUAGGUCUGAUAGCGAUAGCUUUAGUAGACAGCAGUAGGUGCCUGCAGAACUUGUGUUUUUCUCAUCUUUAAAAUACAACUACUUAUGCUCUUAAAUCAAGGCUGUCUGCUUAUUUAUACUAGCGUAGGCAACACUUGGAUUUCCCUUCUUAGUAUGCUUCAUACCCGCUUUACAGAGAGCUUUUGCUUGUUCUUUAUCAUGUAUCUCGUGUUUAUGUGCACAGUGCCAAAUGAAGAGUGACUGGGUGGCGGCCCUGCCCUGCCUCAAGGAGAACCAUCCCUGCAAAGCGUCCGGGAGGUUUCUCGUCCCAGUAGCCUCACGGCACAGUACUCUUGGGCAGUAACUGGAUACCUUUUAUUUGAAAAAACAAACUGGGGGAAAAAAUGCUUCCUUAAUUGCUGACAGCCUUUUUAACCAAUACAUUUAAAAUUGUACAGAACAAAAAAUAAAAUCAAAGACUGAUCUUGUACAGAUAUUAGUGUUACCAGCAUUCAUGUGGAAAUCAAAAGCAAAGAAAAAUAAUGUUAAACAACUCUGUACCAUAACAUUUUCUGUAAUGAUACUGAAACUUAAUGAAUAAAAAAAAAAAAUCCUUGAUCA